Molecule: messenger RNA, 2377 nt
Organism: Abrus precatorius (Indian licorice)
Lineage: Eukaryota; Viridiplantae; Streptophyta; Magnoliopsida; Fabales; Fabaceae
Product: cytosolic endo-beta-N-acetylglucosaminidase 1-like
Exons: 11
Coding region: 509-2092 (527 amino acids)
Biological process (GO): protein deglycosylation
Cellular component (GO): cytoplasm
Molecular function (GO): mannosyl-glycoprotein endo-beta-N-acetylglucosaminidase activity
Source: RefSeq, a predicted model, not a curated record
AUACUUGUUUUGUUCUACAUAACAAUCCAAAGCAUCUACCAUAUUAUUUACAAUGUCUUUCUCCAAUAUUUCCAAGUCCGAGUUUGAUCCUAAGCAACCCUCUGUGCCCAUUUCAUAUCCAAUAAAGACCCUCAAGGAGCUGGAGUCAAGGUCCUAUUUUGAGUCCUUUCACUACCCUUUUAACAAAGCUUCGGUUCCCAUUCAAAGUGGAUCUUCUCCAUCAUUGCCUAAUCGUAGUAGAUUAUUAGUGUGCCAUGAUAUGGCUGGGGGGUAUUUGGAUGAUAAGUGGGUCCAAGGAGGCCCUAAUGCUGAUGCCUAUGCCAUAUGGCAUUGGUAUUUGAUAGAUGUGUUUGUCUACUUUUCUCACAAUCUUGUCACACUCCCUCCUCCUUGUUGGACUAAUACGGCUCAUCGUCAUGGGGUUAAGGUGCUGGGGACUUUUAUCACUGAAGGGGAUGAAGGAAUCACUGUUUGUGAUGAACUGCUUUCAUCAAAGGACUCUGCGUAAAUGUAUGCAAAACAUUUGGCAGAGCUUGCUUCUAAUCUAGGCUUUGACGGGUGGCUGUUAAAUAUGGAGGUAACAAUGAAGCCAGGGCAAAUUCCUAAUUUGAAAGAGUUUGUCAGCCACUUGACAUCAACUAUGCAUUCUUCAGUGCCUGGAUCAUUAGUGAUAUGGUAUGACAGUGUCACUAUUAAUGGUGAUUUAUGGUAUCAAAAUCAACUAAAUCAAUAUAAUAAGCCUUUCUUUGAUAUCUGUGAUGGGAUAUUUGCAAAUUAUUCAUGGGAGGAAGACUAUCCAAAGCAAUCUGCUGCUGUUGCUGGUGAUCGAAAGUUUGAUGUUUACAUGGGGAUUGACGUAUUUGGAAGGAACACAUACGGUGGUGGACAGUGGAAUACAAAUGUUGCUCUUGAUGUGAUAAGAAAAAAUGAUGUCUCCGGUGCAAUAUUUGCUCCUGGAUGGGUCUACGAGAGUAAACAAGCACCAGAUUUUGGAACUGCUCAGAAUCGUUGGUGGAGUCUCGUGGAAAAAUCAUGGGGCAUACUGCGAAAGUUUUCUGGAGCACUACCAUUCUACACAAAUUUUGAUCAGGGACGCGGUUAUCAUAUUUCAGUUGAGGGAGACAAUGUUUCAAAUGCUACUUGGUGCAACAUUUCUUCCCAAGGCAUUCAGCCACUCCUUGAGUUUGCUGAUUCUACAAAUUCUGUUCAACUUCUUGUAGACUUGAAGGAAGCAUCAUAUAGUGGAGGGGGAAACAUUACAUUCAAAGGAUCCCUUGAAAGGGAUAUUUACUUCAAGAGAAGAAUCUUUCAAGGGGAAUUUAUUUUAAGCGAGUUGCCUAUUCACUUCAUUUAUUCUGUGAAAUCUGAUAGCAAUUCUUCCUUGGGAUUAGUACUUGAGUUCACUUCCACUAUCAAUAAAGCAAUGUCUAUACUACUCACAUCCCAGGGAAUGGAUAAUCUGUCAAGCAAAUUUAGCAAAGUAAUCCCAACAACUGAACACAAAGGAAAUGCCCCAGGAUGGGUUAUCCAUGAAGGUACAAUUGAAAUGAAUGGAUACAUUUUGACAGAAAUCCAUGCUUUGUGCCAAAGGCCAAAUGCUCCAUCCAAUGAACUGAGACAGAAAUCCAGACCAUUAGGUCCUGAUCAUACUGUGGCUUCUCCAACUGAUUAUUUUGCUGUUCUUGGUCAUAUCACAGUCAAAACAUCUAACUACCAGCCAGAUUUUCCUGUUUCCACUUCCUGGCUAGUCAAUGGUGAAUACAUCAAUUGGAAAUCAGGUCCUCAGGGUUCAAGGAUCCUUAGUGUUAAAAUUUCUUGGAAACUGAAAGAAGGAAAGAAUUUUGUAUUCCCACACUAUAAUGUGUAUGUGGAGAACCUACCAAAACUAGCAGAUGGUAAUCCAAACACCACAGUAAAACUUGUGAAGGAGUAUCUUGGAGUAGCACAAGUAAACUGUUUUUAUGUUUCUGAGCUCGAAGUUCCUCCUAGCACUUCUAGUCUAAAAUUCAUUAUACAACUCUGCGGAUUUGAUGGGACAAAUCAGAACCUAGGCGAGUCUCCAUAUUAUCAAUUGGAAGUAAAAGGUCUCUAAAUUGUCAUUUAGAAUGUAUUAGUCCUCUUAUUAAGGAAGUAUGUAUCUUAUAUUUGGAUUUGGCAUUACAUGCCAUGCUUAUGCUACCAUGCAGAAUAAAGCUUAGGAUAAUUUGCUGCUUCCUAAGUUCAUAAUUUCUUUACAAAUAACGGGGUACAAUAAGUCGUUGAGAUCAUUCAGAUCCAAUGAAACUGUCAAUCCAAGUGCUUGCUUAUUUUAUUCAUUUGUAGAUCUAGUAAAGUGAAGUGCAUUUUUUAGUUAUAAAAUACUAGUAUCCUAUAACUU